Molecule: messenger RNA, 2981 nt
Organism: Condylostylus longicornis
Lineage: Eukaryota; Metazoa; Arthropoda; Insecta; Diptera; Dolichopodidae
Gene: chm
Product: histone acetyltransferase KAT7
Exons: 10
Coding region: 116-2731 (871 amino acids)
Biological process (GO): regulation of DNA-templated transcription
Cellular component (GO): nucleus
Molecular function (GO): zinc ion binding; histone acetyltransferase activity
Source: RefSeq, a predicted model, not a curated record
GAGAAAAAAUGAGGAAAGAAACAUCCAACAUUUAGAAUUUUGCUAGAGUAUAAAUAAAAAUUUUUGUUUGUGCGAUUUGUAGAGAUUUUUUUUGGAUAAAUUUAAUAUUUUGAAAAUGUCUUCAAGAAAAAAAAGUACUAGCACAGAAGAAUCCAGUUCAGAGGGCUCUACUUCUUCUAGUGGUAGCUCUAGUGGUAGUUCUAGUGGAUCUGAUGAUUCGGGAAGUUCAACAUCUUGUUCGGAUACAUCCAGUUCGGAUGAAAAAUCUAGUCCGCCUUCCGCACAAAAAGAUCAAAAGCCAACUUCAGCUGCUGCUAGGAGGAGAAGUUCUGAGACAAAAGUAAAUAGGAUAGUCAUACCCGAAGACAAAAUACAAAAAGAACCAUUAAUUAAUAACCAAAAUAAUGCAAGCAAUAAUAUCAAAUCUACUAAAACGCAGAGCGGGCGAGCUCAACGUAAUUCAAAGAGUAGUGUUUAUUCAAGUGAUGAAGAAAUCAACCCUGUUAAAAAAUUGGCUGUUGCAGCUUCUGUAUCAUCAUUGUUGAAAUCAAACACAGCUGAAAGAAAAAAAAGUGUGGGUUCUAUACAAGAUUUAAAAAAACCGUUUCCACCUCCAGUGCCCACACCUACAGUAGGUGGCGGAAAAGCUCCACCAUCUGUUGUUAAACAACAACAACAGCAAAAUUUGACAAAAGUGAAUAAUAACAAACAAGCAGUACUCAAACCUAUUGCGGUAGCGAAAACUGUUGUAGAAAAGGAGAAGUCUAAAAGUAUAUUUUCACCGGAUAACUCUUCUGAUUCUGAAACAGGUAAAAAAGCAUCAGUUGCUAAUAAAAGUGCUGCAUUAAUAGGAAAAACUAAACAACAAAAUAAACCUAAACCUAAGGCUCCAAUUCCCACUAAGAAACCUGUACCUGUUAAGAAAAGUGAAUCGAAAUCGUCACCAUCUGUUUCAGAAACAGGUAGUUCAAGUGAAGAAGAUUCGUCCAGCGAUACAUCUAGCCGUUCAGAUGAUGAAAGCGAUUCUGAAGAUGAAUCUGACUCAAAAAAUUCAGAAAAAAAAGACUCAGCACAAGGGAAUUCGGCUUCAAAGAAAACUUUAAAUAAUGCUCAAGCAUCAAAAAAUAAUGUAUCAAAAUCAAGUUCAUCAAGUGAUCAAGCAACAAAAAAUGCUAUGGUUGUAAUAACUGAUUCGGAUGCAGAGCAAGUAAAUAAUACCUCACCAACGAAACAGCCAGUACGUAAGCUUACUCGAUCUUCUAGUACUAGAAAAUCAAAGCACUUGAUCGGAAAAGCCCAAACGGAUAGCGAAUCUGAAGCUUCAAAUCCCUGCCCCACAAAAUCGAAAACUAAAGCUAAAAGAAAUUUCGAAACGAAACCAGCUCCAAAUAAUUUCGUUCAUGCAUUUUCUCCAGCGCCAGAAGUACAACGUUGUCCGAUUGAGGGAUGUGACUCAACAGGUCAUUUGAGUGGGAUUGCUAACAGGCAUUUUUUACCGGAAGCAUGCCCAAUAUAUCAUAAUAUGUCAGUAGCAGAAUGCAAAGACAGAGCCAAUGAACGGAAGGAUCGAGAAGAUGAUGAUAAAAAGUUGAUAAUACAAUAUGAAACACAAAAAAUUAAAUUUUCCACACCAGAACAAAGGAUUUAUUUGCAAAGAAUAAGAGAAAAUCGAUCUCGCUUUAAGCCACCGUUAACACCACAACAUGGUGCCAGAACUCCCAAUAGUGUUAAUGAAAAGACAAAACCGAAAAUACCAAUGGAUACAUCUAGAGAACCAAAUUUGAUUGGACUUGUUCCUGAAUAUGACCUUAGUAUAUUUCGUGAAGCACAAGCAAUGGCAAGUGAAAAAAUUGAAAAAGAACUAAAGGAUUUACCAGUCGGAAAAGGAAUCAAAUAUAUUUCGAUGGGUAAAUAUCAAAUGAAAGUCUGGUAUCAAUCUCCAUAUCCAGAAGAUGUGGCUAGGAUACCUAAAAUGUAUAUUUGUGAAUUUUGUCUUCGAUAUCAAAAAUCUGAAAUUGGUAUGAAAAGACAUGCAGUAAAAUGUGUAUGGCGUCAUCCUCCUGGCGAUGAAAUUUAUCGAAAAGGAAAAUUACAAGUGUGGCAAGUGGAUGGAAAACGACAUAAACAAUAUUGCCAACAUUUAUGUUUAUUAGCAAAAUUUUUCUUAGAUCAUAAAACACUUUAUUACGAUGUCGAACCAUUCUUAUUUUAUGUAAUGACUUUGUUCGAUCAUGCUGGUUGUCAUACAGUGGGAUAUUUUAGCAAGGAAAAAAAUUCAUUUUUAAAUUAUAAUGUGUCAUGCAUUCUUACAUUACCACCUUAUCAAAGAAAAGGUUAUGGCCGAUUAUUGAUAGAUUUUAGUUAUCUUUUAACACGGGUCGAAAGAAAAAUUGGAUCUCCUGAAAAACCCUUAUCCGAUUUAGGUUUAAUUUCGUACCGAUCAUAUUGGAAAGAUGUUUUAUUGGAGUACUUAUGUACACGACAUGGAACAACAUUAAGUAUUAAGGAUCUUUCACAGGAUAUGGCAAUUUAUUCAUAUGAUAUUGUUAGUACAUUACAAGCUUUGGGUAUGAUGAAAUAUUGGAAAGGCAAACAUAUUGUACUGAAAAAACAGGAUGUUCUUGAAGAGUAUGAGGAACGUAUAAGACGUCGUGGUAAUUUCCCAAAGAUUGAUGAAACAUGUUUACGUUGGAAACCGUUUGUACCACCACAAAGUACUGAUUCACCAUAGAAUUGAAAUUAACAAAAAAAUAAAAGAAAAGUUAUUUUGCUCUAAUGUAUUAGAAAAAAUUUUAAAGAAAAUUUUCAACUAUAUUUUUAAUUGUAAAUAAGAAGCAAUUAAAUUAAAUAUUAGUUCUUAUUGUGUUCUUUAGAAUACGUCUUUACCUCAAUAUACAAAAUAUUAUAAAAAAAAAAACAAAAAAAAAAAUAUCUUAGUAGAAAUUUUGAGAAAAAAAAAUUAAUUAACCUUGAUGAAUCAA